Messenger RNA from Cuscuta campestris, 1283 nucleotides. Lineage: Eukaryota; Viridiplantae; Streptophyta; Magnoliopsida; Solanales; Convolvulaceae. The record is from the annotation of a GenBank genome assembly.
UGAUUUGAAAAUUGAAAUUUAAAAUAAAUGUGUUAGAUUAUGGCUCCUUGUCAUAACAAAAACAUCCAAGGAUCUCAAAGUGAGAAUGAAAACACCAAUGACAACAAAGGUGGAAGGAUUAUUUGGUCAAAAGAAUCGGUUUACAUCCUUUGUGAUCUUUGUAUUAAACACGUUGAAAAGAGUAAGGGGAAAAAUGGUGGUGUUACUUCUCAAAGGUUAAAUUGGAAGAAGAUUGAAUGUGAUUUCCAAAAAGAAGCUAAGCUAUCUUGGGAUAAACCGAAGUUGAAAUCUAAGAUUGAUUGGUUGAGAGCAAUAACUAUUCCUGAAGACGAGCAAUUACGUUAUAGAGGAAGGAAGGGAAUACCAACUACGAAUGUAUUAGCAGUGUGUGACUUUGAUAUGUUAUUCACAUACGUUUUAAGCGGUUGGGAGGGAUCGGCACACGACUCCCGAAUUUUCCUUGACACUAUCAACAAUGCAAGUCUCAAUUUUCCACAUCCACCUCAAGGUAAGUAUUAUUUGGUGGAUAAAGGAUUCCCAGAAAGAGUUGGAUAUUUAACUCCAUACCCAAAAGUAAGGUACCAUCAAUCUGAGUUUCGUGGUGCAAAUCCAAGAGGUAGUCAAGAAGUUUUCAAUAAAGCGCAUUCAUCAUUAAGAAGUUGCAUUGAGAGAGCUUUUGGUGUUCUUAAAGCUCGGUGGAAGAUAUUGCAAAUAAUGCCAAGAUAUUCAUUAAUGGAUCAAAACAAGAUUAUUUGUUUGUGUUUUGCUUUGCACAACUAUAUUCGAAAGAGCACAAUUGGUGACCCGACUUUUCAAUUGGUUGAUGAUGACCCUGAUUUUGUACCCGUAGAUGUGUUUGAAGAUGUUGAAAACCAAGUUGCAAAUAAUGAGAUGGGGAUAAGAAGUCAGGAAAUGAGAAAGAUCCGUAAUAAUAUUACUUCUAGUUUGAUGGCGAAAAGAUCUCAUUAGUAAAAAGUCGAGAGUUUGUCUUAUUUUUUGUCACUUUUAAUGCUCAUGUCGUCUCAAAAAGUAUUUGAUACUUUAGAUUGUGAUGCUUGUCUCGCGUAAUUUUUUAUUUAAUGUUUUUAAUUUAAAGUUGGUGUAAAGUAUCUUUAUAUAUUUAUGUUAUGAUAUUUAAAAAAAACUAUAAAAUAAAAUAUACCAUGCACGGUGGUUAUUUGUAGAAUGACAAAUGAAAUAAAUACAAAAAAAGUCUACUCAUAAAAUAUAAAUGUAAAUUUUCAUUUCUUAAAUUAUAAAAAAAAUGAAGUAGCCUUUUUUGU